AUGCAGAGUGCAUUUCCUGCAGUGGUUAAAAUUGUGAUACCUUGUGCGCCACUUUUUGCUGUUCUAGCUGCAUCACUGCUUGCAUAUUUUAUUUUGUGGGCCAGUGUAUUCUUUGAGAAUGUUGUCCGUCUCAAAGCUUCAAUGGUUGCUGUAACAUUGCAGGCUGAUCUGUCUCUAAUGGCUCAUGCUCAGACAGUGUUAUCUGGAGAAAUUGGGGUGGUUAUUCUUUCGGUGCUGUUAGUACAUAUUGCUGGUUUCUUUGUAGGGUAA
Messenger RNA from Prunus armeniaca (apricot), 270 nucleotides. The record is from the annotation of a GenBank genome assembly. NCBI's taxonomy places the organism in Eukaryota, Viridiplantae, Streptophyta, Magnoliopsida, Rosales, Rosaceae.